AAUAUAGCUCAUUGAAAAACACACCAAAGCCUUGGCAGAGGCCUUAUAACAAUUGAACAUCAGAAAAUAAAGCUAAUGAUUCUGCUUUUUGUUUUACAAAUACACUACUAAUAGAAAAAAGAAAGAUGUCUAGUUUGGACGAACAUUUGCCCGAUGACGAUAUGUCCAGGUUUUUUACUGGUACUCAUGAGGUACUACAUUGUCUUGAAGGUGAGGGUGAAUUUAAUUUACACGAGAACAUGAAAACAUGCAAGAAAAACCCCGACCAUACUGGGUUCAUACCUGUGAAUCUGUUUAAACCUGAACACCUUCCUUUAGAAUUCCGUGAUGAGGACAUAUUCAAUCUGACCAAAGCGUUGGUCAAUGUGACGGUCAGGAUAGCUGUAAAGUUUACCAGUUUAGAGAGACCAGAGUUUAUACAAGGGACGAAAGACCAGUACCCAGGGUAUGACAUGAGGGGGAAGAACUCACAGAGGACAGGGACUGGGAGGGUGAUGGAAGUACGGAAGUACGCAGAGGGAAUGCAGUUUUUCCCUUACACGCCUUGUCCAUGUCCUGAAUGUGAAUUGUCUGGAAUCCCUAGCAAAGUGUGGUUCCAGGUUUUGGUUCUGACUGCCAAACAUGUAGUGUAUGACGAUAGCGAGGCGUGUACGUCCAAGUGUAGACUGUGGUUUGAUGAGGAGAAAUGCCCAGUGGUCAACAUCAUUGGGUGGAAGUUAAAUUCAUUCGGAUUCCAGAGAGAUAUUAGUAUGUUCUUUUGUGUAACACACGACAUAGAUGUCGGGGAGAAACUAUCGGGUAUGGUUUGGGGUUUUAUGAACUUAUGUACAGAAAUCUGUAUGAAAUACAAGAGUCGUAAAGAUGCUGACAAGCUGACCAUUAUAGUUUCACAUCCUCAUGGGUUCGCUAAGCAGGUCUCUGUAGGUCACUGGGUGCACAAGGACAAGUCAGACCACAAAAACACCAGGUACACGUACACAAACUGCACGUGCCCAGGAAGCAGUGGAGCUAUGGUCUACAGACUAGGGUUGCUAGCUGGCACUACUAACCACCCCCACAGUGGAACUAACUCCAGUGGGCUAAACUACAGCGGCUUUGCUUUUGAAGUUAACGUGUAAAGAUUGCCAUAAUCAGAUGUUAAGACAAAACACGACUGACUUCAAGAUAUCACAAAAUACUUACAGAUCACUUCAAGAUGUUGGCACACACAUAUUACUGUAUAUAUAUAAUACUGUAUAUUACGAUCGAUUUUUCGCUGUGAUGUAAUUUAUAUUGUUACACAGAUAAGUAGACACAAAAUAAAAUGCGAACAUUGUUUCUAUUCCUCCAAGUUUAGAAGAUUUUCAUGAAGAUCAUUCUACCUUAUAUUAACGCCAAAUGCGUAUACGGGAAGUAUUCCAUAAAUAGUUGUAUAUAGAUUUUUUAGGUAAAAAUUGACAGUCAUUACUAUACAUUUAUUAAUAAAAUUACCACUUAGAUAAUUUUAUAUUUCAAUAUAUUAAUUUCCUAAU
Messenger RNA from Physella acuta, 1511 nucleotides. RefSeq lists its product as uncharacterized. The record is from RefSeq and is a predicted model, not a curated record. Lineage: Eukaryota; Metazoa; Mollusca; Gastropoda; Physidae.